This is a messenger RNA of Phodopus roborovskii (desert hamster), 1745 nucleotides long. RefSeq names its product isocitrate dehydrogenase (NADP(+)) 2 (gene Idh2). The record is from RefSeq and is a predicted model, not a curated record. Gene Ontology annotation, cellular component: mitochondrion. Gene Ontology annotation, biological process: isocitrate metabolic process. Gene Ontology annotation, molecular function: magnesium ion binding; isocitrate dehydrogenase (NADP+) activity; NAD binding. Lineage: Eukaryota; Metazoa; Chordata; Mammalia; Rodentia; Cricetidae.
CCCGGGUGAGACCCAAUGGGGCGGCGGGCUCCGCAGCUCCGCCCCGGUUGGGCCCCGGCCACCCGGGCCAGCCGAGUCCCCGCCGCUCAGCCUGGUGCAGCGGCGCGCUCAGACCUCGCGUGUUCGGGAUGGCCGUUUACCUACGGGCCGUGCACGCUCUGCAAAGCCCCUGGCUCGGCGCGAGCCUGGGCGCCGGCCGUCCUGACUGUCCCCAGCUGGCCGGAGCAGCCCCGGCGCCAAUAUGCUGACAAGAGGAUCAAGGUGGAGAAGCCAGUGGUGGAGAUGGAUGGCGAUGAGAUGACCCGUAUCAUCUGGCAAUUCAUCAAGGAGAAGCUCAUCCUGCCUCACGUGGAUGUCCAGCUCAAGUAUUUUGACCUCGGGCUUCCAAAUCGUGACCAGACCAAUGACCAGGUCACUAUUGACUCUGCUCUGGCCACCCAGAAGUACAGUGUAGCUGUCAAGUGUGCUACAAUCACCCCUGAUGAGGCUCGUGUGGAAGAAUUCAAGCUGAAGAAAAUGUGGAAGAGCCCUAAUGGAACCAUCCGGAACAUCCUUGGGGGAACCGUCUUCAGAGAGCCUAUCAUCUGCAAAAACAUCCCCCGCCUUGUCCCUGGCUGGACCAAGCCCAUUACCAUUGGCAGGCACGCCCACGGCGACCAGUACAAGGCCACAGACUUUGUGGUAGAUCGAGCUGGCACGUUCAAGAUGGUCUUCACCCCAAAGGACGGCAGCAGUGCCAAAGAGUGGGAGGUGUACAACUUCCCUGCCGGCGGCGUGGGCAUGGGGAUGUACAACACUGACGAGUCCAUUUCGGGCUUUGCGCACAGCUGCUUCCAGUACUCUAUCCAGAAGAAGUGGCCGCUCUACUUGAGCACGAAGAACACCAUUCUGAAGGCCUAUGACGGGCGUUUCAAGGACAUCUUCCAGGAGAUCUUUGACAAGCACUAUAAGACUGACUUUGACAAGAAUAAGAUCUGGUACGAGCAUCGGCUCAUUGACGACAUGGUGGCCCAGGUGCUCAAGUCUUCAGGUGGCUUUGUGUGGGCCUGCAAGAACUAUGACGGAGAUGUACAGUCUGACAUCCUGGCUCAAGGCUUUGGCUCCCUUGGCCUGAUGACGUCUGUGCUGGUCUGCCCUGAUGGGAAGACAAUUGAGGCUGAGGCCGCCCAUGGGACAGUCACCCGCCAUUACCGAGAGCACCAGAAGGGCCGACCCACCAGUACCAACCCCAUCGCCAGCAUCUUUGCCUGGACACGCGGGCUAGAGCAUCGAGGGAAGCUGGAUGGGAACCAGGACCUCAUCCGGUUCUCGCAGACUCUGGAGAAGGUGUGCGUGGAGACUGUGGAGAGUGGAGCUAUGACCAAGGACCUGGCUGGCUGCAUCCAUGGCCUCAGCAAUGUGAAGCUGAAUGAACACUUCUUGAACACCACAGACUUCCUGGACACCAUUAAGAGCAACCUGGACCGAGCUCUGGGCAAGCAGUAGGGGCGGAUACUGCCCAACUGCUGUGGGCACUCCAUACAUGGUAGAGGGUGAGCUUCACAGCCCCUCUCUGGUGGCCUUUCUAGGGGUUAGUUUUUCUAUGAUGGAGAUGUUUUUAAAUAUGUGAGUUUUUCCCUCACGGUGGAUGCUAGGCAGGAGCAGUGUGCGUUACCUCAGCCAGUCAGUGUGUUUUGCAUACUGUAAUUUAUACUGCUCUGAUUCACAUGGUGCCAUAUUUAGCUACUAAAAAGCUCUUUGCAAAA